AUGGAAGAAGAAUUGAAAGAGAAAGAGGAAGAGGAAGAAGAAAGAUUAAUUAUUUUCCCAGUUAAUUUACAAAGAUUACAAUUUUCAAUACCUAUACCCAGACACAUCACUCAACAAAUCCCACCUACUCUAACUUCACUUGUUCACAUCUUUUCAUUUAAUCAACCAAUCGUCUACAUUCCAACAUCAUUGACUAGUUUUACAUUGAAAAUGGACAACAACCCUUUAAUUUCUCCCUAUCCAACAAGAUGCACCACCAAACUUGAAAUAAUCAAUAAUAAUCAAGACAAACAUCAACAACUAUACGACAACAAACAACUACUCCUUCCCUACAGUUUGACUACAUUGGAAUGUAAUUCAUACGACUAUGAUAAACAUGGUAAAGGUAGUAUUCGAUUGGAUCAAAUCAUCUACCAUACAAAUGUAAGACAUCUCAAAGUCGGUCGCUGGGAAUUUGAAAUUAGAAAAGAUUUGGAUAGCAAUGCUAAUAAUGGUAGCUUUAUGUUGAUUGAAAGAUCUUCUCUUGAAGGAGGAGUGGUAACAGUUGUUGGAAGAAAUCAAUCAAAACAGAAGAUCUAUCUUAAUUUCGAUCGAUUCGAUGAGAUAGUAGUUUCAUCGUCGACUAGUUAUAUUGCAACAAAUAAUUAUAUUUCACAGAAUUGUCAAGGUGAUUCAUUUACAACAACUUAUAAUUUGGAUGGUGCUUGUUUUGAUGGUACUAUUCUAACUUGUGAAAAUAAUCAAGUUUCAAUAUAUACCUAUGGUGAUUUAGCUUGUACUGGUACACCAUACCAAGUACAAAUCAACUCAACAGGUGAAUGUGGAAUCGUAUCCAACUUCCCAUCUGGUAUUUACCAAUGUGUUGAUGACUUUGAAAUCCCAACUGAACCAGCUCUUAUCACUCUCACCUACAAUGGUACUUGUCAAGAUAAUUGGAAAGAGGAACCAGUCAUCUUUAUGGUGGCCACCAAGAUUGACUAUUGUUUCCCAGUUAAUGGAAAUCCAAACGUCUCUUAUAAACUUACUUGUGACGCUGCUACCCAAUCCAACUUUACAAUGGUUGAAUAUUUUGAUGCCACAUGUCUUGGUAACUCAAAUCCAAUCAAUAUUCCAUACGCACCAAUUUGUGGUGAUAUAAUGUCAUCAAUCUUAAUUUGUAAUAAUUAA
Messenger RNA from Cavenderia fasciculata, 1167 nucleotides. RefSeq lists its product as uncharacterized. The record is from RefSeq and is a predicted model, not a curated record. The transcript has 2 exons. NCBI's taxonomy places the organism in Eukaryota, Evosea, Eumycetozoa, Acytosteliales, Cavenderiaceae. Bases 1 to 1167 code for a protein of 388 amino acids.